Drosophila serrata is the source of this 1759-nucleotide messenger RNA. RefSeq names its product phosphatidylinositol glycan anchor biosynthesis class V (gene PIG-V). Gene Ontology annotation, biological process: GPI anchor biosynthetic process. Gene Ontology annotation, cellular component: endoplasmic reticulum membrane; mannosyltransferase complex. The record is from RefSeq and is a predicted model, not a curated record. NCBI's taxonomy places the organism in Eukaryota, Metazoa, Arthropoda, Insecta, Diptera, Drosophilidae. Gene Ontology annotation, molecular function: alpha-1,6-mannosyltransferase activity; GPI mannosyltransferase activity.
UCAUCUCUGGCCAUACUAUGUUUUACUUUUCCGGGCGCUCUGCCCAAAAGUAAAAUAAAAUAAAAAUUUCCCCUCGAAGCAAAUGUCGCCGUAAUUGACAGCUGCCGCAUAAGCAUCAGAAAAACCGUUCUAGCCGUUGAGGCGAGUUUCCCGUCUGCAGUUCCAUCGGUGUAACCGAGAGAAUCCGGAAAAUGACUCAAAAAGUAACCAAGCUGGCACUGGUCAGCCGCCUAAUGGUGCUGAUAGUGCAAAUGGCGGCGAAUGGAGCUCUGCCGGAGCACAAACCGGAUGUAUUCCGGAUGCCAGUGGGCCAAGAUUUGGACGCGGAGAAAAAGCCCUGCUGCGAAUGGAUGGAUAAGCUGGUGAUGUGGUGUUUUGGCGGACUGAGGAACUGGGACGGCGAGUACUUUCUGCAUAUAGCUGGUAACCUGUACUCCUACGAGAACAGCUUGGCCUUCUAUCCUCUGUAUCCGGUUGUGGUGCGUUACGUGGCAUACUCGUGCGAGUUUAUCGGGAUUCCCUUGUCCCAGGAAGCGCUGCUCCUGCUAGUGGCAGUUAUCCUGAACCUCUGGCUGUUUUGCGAGUCCGCCAACCUGCUUUUCCAGCUAACCCAUUAUAUGUUCAACGACCUCAACAAGAGCUGGAACGCCGCUUUAAUCUACUGCUUUAAUCCGGCCACGAUUUUCUUCACGGCGGCCUACUCGGAGACCUUCUUCGCCUAUGCCAGUUUCUAUUUGAUGUAUGAGUGCCUAAAGCCAUCGCAAAAUUUUACGUUCUUGCGCUUGGGAGCCGCUUUGACCGCCUGCCUGCUGUGCCGCUCAAAUGGACUGAUAACCCUGGGAUUCCCGCUUUACUUCUUUACACGACAUUUGAUUAACGAGAAGUCCAGCUCUAUUUGGCAACGUGGAAAGAUGGCUUUAACGAUUGUAGGAGCUAUCGGGAUUCUACACGGCUUCUAUUUCUACGUUUACAGGCUGUACUGCCUGCCCACCAUGACGGUGACGCAUCCCAAGCAUAUUAUGGACUAUGCGGCGGAGAGGAAGUACCUAACAUCUGGACAAGGACCUCAACAAUCUCCCUGGUGCCAGUACACGUUGCCCUUCCCCUACACCUACGUGCAGUCGCACUACUGGGAUGUGGGCUUCCUGCGCUACUACAAAUGGAAGCAGCUGCCCAAUUUCCUGCUUGCCCUACCCAUGCUGAGUUUCAUGCACUGGCAUUGCUACGAUUACCUGCGGGACUUUGUCGCCAAGGUCUGGGCGAAGCUCACACCCUCUGGAUAUCGCGACCUCAUCAAGGAGCAUAUUACAUUCCCAUUCGUGCUGCACGCCGCUUUUCUCACCCUCGUUUGCACUGUUUACGUGCACAUCCAGGUGUCCACACGACUCCUGGCCUCGGCCACGCCCGUUUUCUACUGGUUUGCCGCCGACCAUAUGCCAAAGACUCUGGCUCAGCUCAAACUACGCUCCAAAGCGGGUGCUCUCUUUAUAUGGUGCACCACCUACAGCUUGGUAGGAACGGUGCUCUUCUGCAACAAUUAUCCCUGGACGUGAGCUGACUGUCGCUAUGGGGUGGGAGAACAUAGAGCUGGAGGAGGAGCCGCUAGUUGCCAAAGAGACUGUAAACUAAUUGCUUAUUAGUGUGUAAAUAAUAAUCGUCCACCAAAUUGAAUGACAACUUAUGUUGAGGCGCUCAAAGUAUUGGCUUUCAAUGCACGUUUUCAAUAAUAUCCUAUUCGUAGUUUAAAAUUUUUGGAAAA